UUUGUAUGUAGACAAACAUUGGGGCUACGUAGAGCCUACUUUUAUUUGAAGUCUAUUUCAUAUUAUGUAGCCCUAUUAAAAAUAGCCAAAAGACUGCAGUUAGUGCUGCCAUGCGACGACUAUAUUACUGUGAUAUGUCAUUCCAAACCAAGAUGCGCCAUCUUGGGCCGUAGACCCACCAAUUGGAGUGUGAAUGCUCUAGAAUAGACCCUAGUACAAUAAUAUUAGCCUGGAAUGUAUAAAUAUGAGUCUCUGAUUUGUAAUAAAGCUCUGCUAGCAAAUGCCUCCUGUAAACACUCUUGAAGGAUGGACAAAAGCAUUGCCUAUUAAUAUUUGACUCCUAAAUCUGGAUAAAUGCUACUGCAGGAGUUCAGAGAAUUCUUUGGGAAGUAACCAAGAGCAUUCUCUCUUUCUUCAGAAUUGCUUGUUUAAUUAUCUUAAUUUAAAAUACUGGCGAAUUUGUAUUUGGGUAAAAAAUCCAAUGAAAUUACUAAAGGGCUUUAAUUAUUCAAAUAUUUUGCCUCUGAAAUACCAUAUUGAGAUUUCAGGUUUCUACUGCAAGUAAUUUUUAUGCUAAUUAAACAAAUUUAUAUUAAACCACACAGAUAUGAAAAAGAGCAGUGGGUAAAUUCAAUUAUGCUGUCAAAUAGAUAUGCAUUAGCCAUCCCUAAGCAUGAUGAGUAAGUCAAAAACCUCUUGGCUCCCUUCUGGGCCCAACACUGUAGUUUUUAUCCUCUCCAAUAAACUUAAUGAACGGGCUUUAGGAACCCUAAAAUUCAGGCCGACUCAAGAGAUAAUGCUUUAAUAGCCGAAGGAAAAAGAUUGGAAUUAUACAGUGGGACCUAAGGAUUUUUGUGGUUUGCCUGCUGUUCUUCUAAAUGCUAACUGUGCUAGCCUAAUACUCUUAUUUCCUUCCUUUAGCUUGGGUGUUUCAGAAGUUAUUCACCUUGCAAAAUGUCAGGAAAAUCCGUUGACUUCUAAAAUAAAAUUCUGAAUUUGAUUGUGUUUCUUACACAAUAUUUUCAUUCUUAAAGAAUGCCACAGAGAAUGCGAAAAUUUUGAGAGCCAACAGAUUCGAUACUUACGAGCAGGUAAAUUUGACAAUUUUUAGAAACCGGGAUUAACUUCCAUACUGACAAAGAACAUCUUAGAAUUUUGAAAAGAUAAAACCUUCGGUCAGUAAAAAUGUACGUUGAGGAUUUGUUAAUUCAGACUCAAGUCUGAUGAUUCUCAGGCUUUUUGAUUCCUAUUUGCACUCUGUCUCGAACAGCCUAGGCUUC
Molecule: messenger RNA, 1280 nt
Organism: Moneuplotes crassus
Lineage: Eukaryota; Ciliophora; Spirotrichea; Euplotida; Euplotidae
Source: the annotation of a GenBank genome assembly